Oncorhynchus gorbuscha (pink salmon) is the source of this 4616-nucleotide messenger RNA. Its product is annotated as phosphatidylinositol 3,4,5-trisphosphate 5-phosphatase 2A-like. Gene Ontology annotation, biological process: phosphatidylinositol dephosphorylation. Gene Ontology annotation, molecular function: phosphatase activity; protein binding. The record is from RefSeq and is a predicted model, not a curated record. NCBI's taxonomy places the organism in Eukaryota, Metazoa, Chordata, Actinopteri, Salmoniformes, Salmonidae. The coding region runs from base 360 to 4037 and encodes 1225 amino acids. The transcript is spliced from 28 exons.
UAAUAAACAGUUAGCUGCAUAAACACGCACACCACACAACAGGAAGUUGUUGUUGUUGUGAGGCCUAGUCUUGGCUGAAAUACACGCUGUAGCUGCUAUGCCUCUCCCUCUCCAGUUCGCUCCAUCUCCAGGAUUUACAUAGGCUGAUUUCCGUGGGAAGCACGAAAGCAGCGGCGCCUCCAUGGCAGACUUUCAGGAACGGAGGAAACUACAGAAACGACCCAUCGAAAACUUUUAACGUCACAGUUUUCUCGCGUUUUCCAACUCGGACUCACACUACUUGCACUCUAACUGCCGGAUUUAUCGUCUCGUUGAGAUUGUUUAACUCAGGAAACCGUGUGUUUUCUGGGGCUGUGGCGAUGGCCGGUGGCGGCGGGGUGUCGCCGCUGGGGCUAGCGCCUCCGUUGUGGUAUCACCGGGACUUGAGUCGCGCUGCUGCGGAGGAGCUGCUGGCCCGCGCGGGACGCGACGGGAGUUUCCUGGUUCGGGAUAGCGAAAGUGUUAACGGGGCGUACGCUUUGUGUGUGCUUUUCCAGAAGCAUGUCCACACCUAUAGGGUCCUACCAGAUGAAGAGGGAUUCUUGGCAGUCCAGACUUCUCAGGGGGUGCAGCCUAAGCGGUUUAAGAGCCUCCCAGAGCUGGUCCUGUUGUACCUCCAGCCCAGCCAGGGACUGGUCAGCACUCUACUGUACCCCGUAGACAGAGAGGAGAGCAUCCCAGAGGACAGGGACUACUCAGAUGGGGAAGAUGAGAAGCCACCACUUCCUCCUCGUUCCGCCUCCACACCACCUACAGGCUCCUCCCCAGAGACACCCACCGACAGCGCCCCUGCUGCUAACGGCCUGAGCACCAUUUCCCAUGAGUAUCUGAAGGGAAGCUACGCUCUGGACCUGCAGGCUGUCAAACAGGGAGCCAGCUCUCUACCCCACCUCAACAAGACACUGGUGUCCUCCUGCAAACGCCUCAACGGGGAGGUGGAUAAGGUUCUGUCUGGGCUGGAGAUCCUGUCCAAGGUGUUUGACCAACAGAGUGCCUUCAUAGUGUCCAAGAUGAUACAGCAGUCGGUGAAUCAGGGUGGAGAUCAGGAGUUGGAGAAUCUGGUUACUAAACUGGCCAUCCUCAAAGACUUACUGUCUUCUAUAGAGAAGAAGGCUCUGAAGGCUGUGCAAGAUAUGAGUUUGUCCACUCUCUCCUCUCCUCCUCCUCUCACACGCCACAGCAAAACCAUCCCUGUACAGGCCUUUGAGGUGAAGUUGGAUGUGUACCUGGCAGACCUGACUAAAAUAGGGAAGAGUCAGAAGCACAGUCUGUCUGUGGACGUGGAGGGAGGGAAGCUAGUGGUGAUGAAGAAGAUGAAGGACAACCAGGAGGACUGGAACACCUUCACACACCACAAGAUCCGUCAGCUGAUCAAGUCUCAACGUGUUCAGAACAAGCUGGGCAUCGUGUUUGAGAAGGACAAGGAGAAGAGCCAGAGGAAAGACUUCAUCUUCGCCAGCGCUAAGAAGCGGGAGGCUUUUUGUCAGCUGCUGCAGCUGAUGAAGAACAAACAUUCCAACCAGGACGAGCCAGACAUGAUCUCCAUCUACAUAGGGACCUGGAACAUGGGUUCUGUGCCCUCCCCCAAGGCGGUGGGUUCCUGGCUGUUGUGUCGUGGGCUGGGGAAGACGCUGGAUGAGAUGACCGUAACCAUUCCUCAUGACCUUUACGUGUUCGGAACGCAGGAGAACUCUGUGUGUGACCGUGAGUGGGUCGACUCACUCCGCACCGCACUCAAAGAACACACAGAGCUGGAUUACAAACCGAUCGCGGUCCAGACUCUGUGGAACAUCAAGAUAGCGGUGCUGGUGAAACCAGAACAUGAAAACCGUAUCAGUCAUGUGGGAGUGUCCAGUGUUAAAACGGGCAUUGCUAAUACGCUGGGUAACAAAGGGGCAGUGGGCGUGUCUUUCAUGUUUAAUGGAACUUCCUUCGGCUUUGUGAACUGUCACCUGACAUCAGGCAACGAAAAGAUCGGCAGGAGGAACCAGAACUACCUGGAUAUCCUACGGCUGCUCUCUCUAGGAGAUAAACAGCUGAGCUCCUUUGACAUCUCUCUACGCUUCACACACCUCUUCUGGCUGGGAGACCUCAACUACAGGCUGGACAUGGACAUACAGGAGAUCCUGAACUACAUCAACCGGAAAGAGUUUGAUCCUCUGCUGAAGGUGGACCAGCUCAACCUGGAGAGAGAGAAGAACAAGGUGUUCCUGCGCUUUGCGGAGGAGGAGAUAUCCUACCCACCCACCUACCGGUAUGAACGUGGGUCUAGGGAUACAUACGUGUGGCAGAAACAGAAGGCCACAGGGAUGAGGACUAACGUCCCGUCUUGGUGUGACAGGAUCCUAUGGAAGUCUUACCCUGAGACUCACAUUGUCUGUAACUCCUAUGGCUGCACAGAUGACGUGGUGACCAGUGACCACUCCCCAGUGUUCGGUACGUUUGAGGUGGGGGUCACCUCGCAGUUUGUCUCCAAGAAAGGUCUGCCGAAGUCCUCUGAACAGGCCUAUAUAGAGUUUGAGAAUAUUGAGGCCAUUGUGAAGACGGCCAGCAGAACCAAGUUCUUUAUCGAGUUCUACUCUACCUGCCUGGAGGAGUUUAAGAAGAGUUAUGAGAAUGACAGUCAAAGUAGUGACAACAUCAACUUCCUGCGUGUGGGCUGGACCAAUAAGCAGCUGACCACGCUGAAGCCCCUCCUCUCUGAGAUAGAAUAUCUCCAGGACCAACACCUGCUGCUCACCGUCAAAUCACUGGAUGGAUACGAGUCUUAUGGAGAGUGUGUGUUGGCUCUGAAGUCCAUGAUAGGCAGCACGGCACAGCAGUUCCAUACCUACCUGUCCCACAGAGGGGAGGAGACGGGCAACAUCAGAGGUUCUAUGAGGGUCCGCGUGCCAGCAGAGAGGAUGGGCACCAGGGAGAGGCUCUAUGAGUGGAUCAGUGUGGAUAAAGACACUCAUGUUCUUGUGCCGUCUUUGACACGCAAAGACGUGGGGGCGGAGCUUGGAAAGGUGAGCGAGGAAGUGGAGAGGAGCACCAAGGAGGAGGGGACUGCAGCCAGGGCUAAGCAGGAUUCUGCAGAGGGAGACCCCUCCACCUGUAAAAACAACAGCUACAAUAACCCCGCCUACUACAUCCUGGAGGGCGUUCCUAACCAAUCAGCUGCCUCCCUGUCCUCAGAGCUCCUUCCCACCUCCUGCUCCCCCCCGGCCGGUAAAGCACUCCCGCCUGGAGGGGGCAGAGGAAUGCCCCCUUCAGGGUCAUCCCAACCCCGCAGGCACAACUCGGCUGGGCACCCUGUCCGGCCCAUCAGUGAGGAAGGGUCCCAAGAGGAUGAUGGGAGUGUGGGGGUGGGGUCAGGGGGAGGUGCAGCCCAUGGGGGAGGAGUGGGAGGCACGCUGAACCGUCCUCCUCCUGACUUCCCCCCUUCCCCCCUCCCUAAAGGAGUACUGGAGAUGGCCAACACCUCCUUCUCCAAACCCCGCCCCCUGUACCCCGACCUGGCCGAGGUGAAGAUCCCCACAGCCAAUCCUAGUCCUGCCUUUGUCCUGGGGGAGGGCUUUAGGAGGGGAGCGGGAGGGGCCGGGGGGCUGGACGACCAAUCGUGUUCGGUGCUGCAAAUGGCUAGGACACUGAGUGAGAGCGAGUACCCCCCUCCUCCCCGUGCCCCCUCUGCACACCCGCACCUCAGAGGCCAGGGGUUGGGGGACGCCUGUCGCACCUUCCCUCCCCGAGCCCCCAUCACAGAGAGUAUCGCUGAAGACCUACCAGAGGAGGCGCUGUGGGGAAGCAGUAGCUCGUCUCUGUCUGUGGGAGAGUCGUCUGUGGGAGAGUGGCUACAGAGUCUGGGCCUGGAGCGCUAUGAGGAGGGGCUGCUACACAACGGCUGGGACGACCUGGAGUUCCUCAGUGACAUCACAGAGGAGGACUUGGAGGAGGCGGGCGUUCUAGAUCCCUCCCAUAAAAGGAUUCUGCUGGAGAGCCUGAGACAGCAGAAGUGAGCUGAACCGCUCUGAACCGGUCUGAACCGAUCCAUACUGGGCCAUGCUGGCCCAAACGCAGCUGAACCUAGCCUAGAGACGUGCUAAUCCAUGCCAGACUGUGCCUUGUGAGAGAAAUUGCACUCCCUCCAUUAUACUUUUUGUUGACAAACUGAUUUAUCAAACGUCCCUUUUAAAAUUGUUUAUGUAUUGUGUUGAGUGUACAUUUCUAUGUUAUUAUAACUGCAGCUGUUGUGUUAGCCAGCUUUAUUUAAACAUUUCAGUCCUUUGUUAAGCAUCACAUGGUCCUCUUCCCUGCUACCCCCUAACAGACCCCUGUCCAACACCCCCGACCUUCCUAACAGACCCCUGUCCAACACCCCCCACCCUCCUAACAGACCCCUGUCCAACACCCCCCACCCUCCUAACAGACCCCUGUCUAACACCCCCACCCUCCUAACAGACCCCUGUCCAACACCCCCACCCUCCUAACAGACCCCUGUCCAACACCCCCACCCUCCUAACAGACCCCUGUCCAACACCCUCCACACCCUCCUAACAGACCCCUGUCCCAGCACUCAGCGCCGCCCUAUCAGACCC